This is a messenger RNA of Saprolegnia diclina VS20, 1678 nucleotides long. Its product is annotated as nonsense-mediated mRNA decay protein 3. The record is from RefSeq and is a predicted model, not a curated record. Gene Ontology annotation, cellular component: nucleus; cytoplasm. Gene Ontology annotation, molecular function: ribosomal large subunit binding. Gene Ontology annotation, biological process: ribosomal large subunit export from nucleus. Bases 53 to 1615 code for a protein of 520 amino acids. The transcript has 4 exons. NCBI's taxonomy places the organism in Eukaryota, Oomycota, Saprolegniomycetes, Saprolegniales, Saprolegniaceae.
GGAUUGGCUCUGGGAAUUUAGAGUGCCAAUCAACGAUUCUUCGACGCUGACGAUGUUGCACGUGCCCGAGCAGUCGCUGCCCAACAUCCUAUGUUGCAUGUGCGCGGUGCCCAUCAAGGCCAACGCCGCCAACAUGUGCGUGAGCUGCCUCAAGGGCCAGGUUGAUGUGACCGAGGGCAUUCCCAAGGAAAUCAUCAUGCACCAGUGCCGUGGCUGCCUCAAGUGGUCGCGCCCGCCGUGGGUCGCGGCGGAGCUCGAGUCGCGUGAGCUUCUCGCCAUCUGCCUCAAGAAGAUCUCGGGCCUCAACAAGGUCAAGCUCGUGGACGCGGGCUGGGUCUGGACCGAGCCGCACUCGAAGCGUCUCAAGCUCAAGCUCACGGUGCAGAAGGAGGUCAUGAACGGCGCGAUCCUCCAGCAGUCGUUUGUCGUUACCUUUAUCGUGCGCAACCAGCAGUGCGACGAGUGCCAAGCCUCGUUCACCAACAACUCGUGGAAGGCGGUUGUCCAAGUCCGCCAAAAGGUCGACCACAAGCGCACGUUCUUCUACCUCGAGCAGCUCAUUCUCAAGCACCGCGUGCACGAGAAGACGUCGUCGAUCGAGUCGCACCCGGACGGUGUCGACUUCUUCUUUGUCGAGCGCAACCACGCGCUGCGCUUUGUCGACUUUUUGUCCGAGACGGUCCCGAUCAAGCUCAAGACGGCCAAGAAGCUCAUUUCGGCCGAUAACCACAGCAACACGGCCAACUACAAGUUUACGUAUGCCGUGGACCUCGCGACGGUCUGCAAGGACGACCUUGUCGCGCUCCCGCUCAAGCUCGCGCGCCAGCUCGGCAACAUCUCGUCGCUCUGCAUUGUGACGCAAGUCACGUCGUCGAUCCACGUGAUUGACCCGUUCACGAUGCAGCGCGCGGAGAUCGACAACGACAAGUACUGGCGGUACCCGUUCAAGGCGCUCCGGUCGUCCAAGCAGCUCGUCGAGUACACGGUGCUGGACUCGAACCCGCUCCAGAUCCCGACGCUCGGCGGCGUCCCGGUGCGCACGAACCGCAAGACGCGCCUCGCCGAGAUGGAGAUCGUCCGCAACUCGGACUUUGGCGUCAACGACACGCGCUUCCAGACGACGACGCACCUCGGCAUGCUUUUGAACGUCGGCGACACGGCCAUGGGCUACGACCUCUCGACGUCGGUCUUUAACGACUCGGACACCAAGCCGCUCGACGAGGCAGGCAUUACGCUUCCCGACGUCAUCCUUGUCCGCAAGCAGUUCCUCCGCCGCGUCCAGAAGCGCAGCCGCAACUGGAAGCUCAAGAACAUUGAAGGCAUCGAGUCGGCGGUCCCGGUCAAGAAGGCCGAGCAGACCAAGACCGAGAUGGACUACCAGCAUUUCUUGGACGAGCUCGAGGACGACAAGGAGAUGCGUUCGAAGAUCAACAUUUACAAGGUCGACGACGACAAGGCGGGCGACGACCAGGACAUGGAGGACGACGACGAGGGCACGGGUGUCAUUCCGGUCGAAGAACUGCUUGACGACAUGAAGAUUGAAGAGAACGAGGUCGAGAUCCUCUCGAUCACGGAAGCCAACGCGUCGCACGGCCUCAACGUCGACGAUCUCUAAAUCCCUCUUGCUUUUUCCAAUUUGCUAACUCCAAAACUCCAAUAUAUACGACUUUUAGUGCCA